GUAAGAGAGUGGUAUAGACCAUGCUACAUUCGAACAAAAAGAUGCAGUGGAAUGUAACCACAAAGAUGGCGGAGUAUAAUCCAUCACAUGUGAUGUCUUCAUCUGUGAAUGGGCAAUAUAAGACUUUGCCUUCAAUAAACAUCGGUGGUUUCGAUGUUAGAUUUAUAUCGCUUAAAUCAGACAGUCUAGCUUAUUUACCAGAGAGUGUUAACACGGACUAUGGCCGCUUGUUGUUUCUGGGCUCAGACUUACUUCCGGUGCUUGGAACCUUUGUCCUCAGAUCAAAUCAGGUCCGAGUACAUCAGAGGUUUGCCAAAAUUGGACUGGCAACCAGAAGAUACUUGAAGGGUACUCACAAUGAGUCUUCUUGUUUUAAGGUGUCUGGCGUGCCCAACAGUAAGGUGAUCUACUUCUACAGCAUUCAGGGAGUGUUCAGAGUUGUGUUUGAGUUCGGCAGCAACCACAUGCAACGGGAUUGCCUUCAGAAACUAGCACAACCCUGGUUGUCAGCAUUUGAUGAACCGCUAUUGCAACCAGAUGGAGAAAUUGCCUUUAAAUCUGACGCUUUACCUAAUUAUAGCAGCAUAUUCAAACUGUCUAACAAAACAGAGGUGGGGCAAAAUACCCAACCACCCUAUACAGAUAUAGGGCCAAAAACCCAGCCACUCCAUACAGAGGAAGGGCCAAAUACCCAACCAAUCCAUACAGAGGUGGGGCCAAAUACCAAACCUCUCCAUACAGAGGUAGGGCCAAAUACCCAACCACUUCAUACAGAGGUUUGGCCAAAUACCAAACCACUCUAUACAAAGGUGAGGCCAAAUAACCAACCACUUCGUACAGAUGUGGAGCAAAGUACCCAAUCCCUUGGACAUAGCUCUUUACCAUCUGAGAACAGGAAUAGUGAUCAUGCUGUUUGUAUGGACUAUCUGGAUUCCUUUGAAGUGAAAGAUGGAAAACCAAAAGGGAGAAGAAUGUUGGAUCUAAGCGAGGUUUGUCCUUGUCCAGGCCAUAAUUCAUCUGAUACCCAAGUAAAUGGUAAAAAUGUGGAAACUUACAAAACAAUUGUCCACACAAUGAAUGAAAACAUUGGCCACCUAUCAGUACAUCAGCCAAGAAUAGCUCAUCUUCAUAGAACAUGUAUUCAGUAUAUUCAGUAUGUUUUAAAGCAGCCAUCACCUGACAGUAUGUUAGUUCUGUUCCAUAUAAUGGAAGAGUUUAUGGAACAUCAAUUAGAUGGCGCAGACAUUAGGAAUCAUGAUAGCUCAUAUGGAAUGGAUGAAAACCAUUUCUCUUUAAUGUGUAUUAUGUGUACAAAGGUAGGGGAGGAGUUUAACAAAGUAAGGCCAUUUAUCAAACAGAAAGCGGACACAUUCAAACAGGAGAAUCUUCUGAGACUCAAUGAACUUCCAUCAAGCAUUGAAAUCAUAGACCAGCUCUUUCCUUCAUUCAUGGUUAGCCUUGUUGUGAACUGGGUCAGAGAGACCCAAACAGCCUGUGAGCGCGACCAUACGUACACAGAGGGUGAGGGCGGGGCUGACCUAGAUAUUCAGAGGGAGGCCAAGCAAGUGCAGCUGAUUCUGGAACUAUGCACAGGAAGCCUUAUCUCCUCAUUGGCUCAUCUGGUGCAGUACCAGUGCAGUAAACAGAAAUGAGCACUAGAACAAGGUUUAAAACAGUUGUGUAUUGUUUUCAAAGGGGAAUAAAUAUUGAAUGUUCAA
Messenger RNA from Dreissena polymorpha, 1718 nucleotides. RefSeq lists its product as uncharacterized. The coding region runs from base 21 to 1652 and encodes 543 amino acids. The record is from RefSeq and is a predicted model, not a curated record. Lineage: Eukaryota; Metazoa; Mollusca; Bivalvia; Myida; Dreissenidae. The transcript is spliced from 4 exons.